Molecule: messenger RNA, 801 nt
Organism: Acaulospora colombiana
Lineage: Eukaryota; Fungi; Glomeromycota; Glomeromycetes; Diversisporales; Acaulosporaceae
Source: the annotation of a GenBank genome assembly
AUGGCUAGCAUAUCCCCUAUGCUCAGUAUUUCACCUAAAUCACCAAAAUUAAGGAGACCACGAUCUAACGCAAGUUCGGUGCGUAGUGUUAGCCCUCAGCUCCUGAUUAACCGGGACGAAAAUGACGCUCUACGAGGCUACGUCGAUGAGGUUGUAUUGACUUUUGUGAGCGCACGAGAGAAGGGCUACAAUUUUUCCUCGGUGGCUGAUUGCAUUCGACAAACCAUUAGCACCCAAAUUUACGAACCGAAUCAACUCUUCUUCUGGCUUCAAAAUAAUCAGAAUACACCACAAUACAUAACACUAUUGGGAUUCUUCCAUUUCCAAGGAAUUGGUACUUCACAUGCCGACAAACGCAAGGGAUUUCAUUUAUUCCUGACGGCCGCAAAGAUGGAAUAUUAUGUCGCACAAGAUCUGGUGGCCGAUUGCUAUUGCUUUGGUCAUGGCACACCAAAGAUGCCAGAGUUAAGCUUUGAAUGGUAUCAAAAGGCAAACCAUAACGGUAGUACCGACGGGGAAUUUGGCUUGGGAUAUUGUUACGACAUGGGUAUUGGGGUGAAAAGGAAUUUGACCAAGGCAUUCCAACAUUAUAAGAACGCUUCGAAGAAAGAGAAUCGAUCGGCAAUGUUUUUGUUGGCACAGUGUUACGAUCUAGGACUGGGUGCAGAGAAAGAUCGGGAGCAGGCGAUAAACUGGUACAAGAAAGCCAUAGAAUAUGGGAAUACUGACGCACGUGAGCCCCUAGAAGAAUUGUUGAGAAAUGGCAAUUCCGAAUCGAAUGGGUCAAAUGAAUCUGAAUAG